Arctia plantaginis is the source of this 1347-nucleotide messenger RNA. The record is from the annotation of a GenBank genome assembly. Lineage: Eukaryota; Metazoa; Arthropoda; Insecta; Lepidoptera; Erebidae.
AUGAAUCGGUAUGUGGUGCUACAGCAGCUCGGCGACGGGACGUAUGGUUCCGUGGUGUUGGCGCAACGUCGCGACACGGGGGAGAAGGUGGCCAUAAAGCGUAUGAAGCGCAAAUACUACUCGUGGGAUGAAGCUAUGAAUUUACGUGAGGUCAAGUCUCUAAAAAAACUUAAUCACGCAAAUAUUGUAAAGUUACGUGAAGUAAUAAGAGAAAACGACACUCUAUACUUCGUGUUUGAGUACAUGCGUGGCAAUCUUUAUCAGCUGAUACGCGACGCCGAACGACCCUUCCCCGAACCCGUAUUGAGAAAUAUAAUAUAUCAGGUACUUCAAGGGCUAGCUCAUAUGCACCGUCACGGCUUUUUCCACCGGGAUCUGAAACCUGAAAAUUUGCUGUGUGCGGGAGCGGAAUUAGUGAAGAUUGCUGAUUUAGGAUUAGCGCGGGAAGUGCGCUCUCGACCGCCAUACACCGACUAUGUAUCCACGCGCUGGUAUCGCGCUCCCGAGGUACUGCUUCACGACACGCGAUACGGCGCACCCAUAGAUUUGUGGGCACUCGGUUGCAUCAUGGCGGAGUUGUACACGGGUCGACCAUUGUUCCCUGGCAACUCCGAAAUUGACCAACUGCACAAGAUUUGCGCCAUCCUUGGUACGCCUGAUCGCGACGAUUGGCCCGAGGGAUAUGCUCUAGCUGAAGGGUUGCGAUUCCGUUUCCCGUCCAGUGCAGGAGUGCCGUUAGCACGCGUGGUGCCUUCAGCCUCACCAUCCGCUUUGGCGUUGCUUGCUGCACUAAUGCGCUAUCCACCGCGCGAUCGUCCUACUGCACCGCAGGCACUACGAUUUCCAUACUUUGCUGUAGGCGCUGCACUCGUUUUACCACCACCAGCCUCCCGGGCGCGCAGAAGCUCCACCCGCGCAGAGGUAGAGAACGUUCCAGAGAAGGCGGCCAGGUCGCCCGUCCCUGCGCUUCCACUGCACGCUGCGCUUCAGCCGCCGGCACUCCGCGAUAGGUUCGCUGAUAUUCUCGGAGGCGAGGUAGUGCACGAGGCGAGCGGCGAGCAGCCCUUGCGGCGCGUGGCGGGGGUGGGCGGGGAGGCGCGCGGGCGCAGCGUGCUGGCGGCGCUGCAGCCGCCCGCACAGCACGUGCCAGCGCCCGCACAGCCUCUCGUCUCGCUCGCCCCUCCGGGUGCCGCGGCAGCCGCGUAUUUGAGCGCAGCUCGAUAUGUCACGGGUUCGCGCAUAGAUACUUCGCUUUUCCGUCCGCUACCUCUUCGAGCGCAUCGAGAAGCGACGGCGGUGGGUAGCGGUGCGGCCCGGGUCGAUUGGGCGGCCAAGUACUUGCGAUGA